AUGUUGCAGGCUAGAUUCUUCUUUUUUUUUUUUGAAGCCCUUUUAAUUCCCGUAUCUCCAGAGGCUGAAAUCACAGAGGAAAAGACCAAAAUGAGGACACCAAACUCGUUAGAGGAGUAUAUGAAGAAGAAAUAUGCUACGAGAACCAUGUCAGAGAAGAGAAGUUUGGAUAUAGAUCAACAUGAAACAGAUGAUCCUAAUAGUAAGAAGAAAAGAUUGAACCAAGAGAACAAAUCAUCAGCCAGCAGGAAAAUACAAAGUGGUGAGACAGAAGUGUUGGAUGCUAAUGAUACCACGAUCCAAGAAAAUACUGUAGCAAGAAAGCCAAUUGGUGGUCUACGGAGUCACGAAGAGUUGGUCAAGGAGCAGGAACUAAAGGAAAAGAAAACAAAAGAUGAAUUAGAUCUGCUCAAAAGGCAGGAGGUUCAAAGACAAGCAAUUGAACGAGAUCCUAAGAGCCAUAAAUUGACAGAGUAUGAAAUAAAAGAUCUUGAUAAGGCUAAACAAAAAAAGUUAAUUGAGGACGAAAUCAAACAUCGAAAUAGAAAUGAAGCGGGAAUAUUAGAAGAACGAAAACUGCAGGAAAAAAUAAACGAAAUGAAAAGUGUAGGAUUAAACAACUACGAGAAUGAUGAAAAGUUAUUAAGCAAACAAAAAGAAGAUAUCAAAUCUGAAGAUCCAGCUUUGUUAUUUAACAAAAAUGUUAUCCAGAAACAUAAGAAGAAAUUGGAAUCUAAAUAUGUGAGCAUUUCAGGUCGAAAACUAUAUAAAGAUGAAAGUCGAUAUCCUCCAAAUCGAUUUAAUAUUAAACCAGGAUGGAGAUGGGACGGAAUAAUCAGGGGAAAUGGUUUUGAACAGAAAUGGUUUGAUAGACAUACAACAAAGUGA
Molecule: messenger RNA, 888 nt
Organism: Pichia kudriavzevii
Lineage: Eukaryota; Fungi; Ascomycota; Pichiomycetes; Pichiales; Pichiaceae
Exons: 1
Coding region: 1-888 (295 amino acids)
Biological process (GO): mRNA splicing, via spliceosome
Cellular component (GO): U2-type spliceosomal complex; RES complex
Molecular function (GO): RNA binding
Source: RefSeq, a predicted model, not a curated record